UGUACGUAAGCGCCAUCUCUCAGUAUUUCGCUACAAAUGUCUUGAAAACACAUGGUUUUCAAGGGAAAAAAGACAUUUCGUAGCGCACAGAAAUUUAAAUCUGGAAAUAAAGCACUUCCUGGGAGUUUAGAGCGUCUUCAAUAUCUGCAAGAGCUGUUGACUGAGUACCAAGAAACUUCGAUCAGUGAAUACAAGGAACAGAUUUUAGCCAAUCUAGCGAACUUUUGUUACGAUUCACGAAACGGACCGCAUCUCCGGCAAUUGCAUCUAGUAGACCUCUUUCUGGAUUGUAUCAAACAACCAUCAACAGUGUGGUUUAAAGCUGCUUCUCAGCCCAAUUCAGAUUUAAAGAUUGAUGAACAUACAACUCGUUUAAGUGAAUUUGCCCUUGGUGGUCUGUGUAAUCUCGCAGCUUCAUCACCACUGCUACGUCAAGAUAUUUUAAAUCAUACAUAUCUGCCGUGUAUUGUUGCUUGUACAACUUCUCCAGAUAAUUUAAUUGUUGUGUAUUCUUUAACUAUCCUGAUACACUUAUUUACGCGUUGUCCAAAUUCUCCUGAAGAAUCAAUAUCAUUGGGUUCUAGAUUCCCCGCUGCAGUUCAAAUAGCACGUCAUUAUUGCGAAUCAUCUGGUCCACACGCCGAGAUUGAUCCUCGAAUAAGAACUUUAGCACAAAUACUGCUAGAAGAUUGUUGUACUACCACUACUACUACGACUACUUCUCACUGA
Messenger RNA from Trichobilharzia szidati, 729 nucleotides. Lineage: Eukaryota; Metazoa; Platyhelminthes; Trematoda; Strigeidida; Schistosomatidae. The record is from the annotation of a GenBank genome assembly.